Lynx canadensis (Canada lynx) is the source of this 2532-nucleotide messenger RNA. RefSeq names its product testis-expressed protein 13D-like. The record is from RefSeq and is a predicted model, not a curated record. The transcript has a single exon. The coding region runs from base 1 to 2532 and encodes 843 amino acids. NCBI's taxonomy places the organism in Eukaryota, Metazoa, Chordata, Mammalia, Carnivora, Felidae.
AUGGCGGUCGACUUUGGGGACCACGCCAGCGGGCUCCGCCACACCGAGGUGGUCAGGUUCAUCAACGACGAAGUCCUCGUGAACGGCGGUGGGCCGGAUUUCUACGCGGCCUUGCGCUCGCGGCCCUGGGACGAGGUAGAGGAGCGGCUUCGGACGGUCCUGGCCGACCCGCAGGUGCCGCGCGCCAUGAAGAGGGCCUGUGCGUGGAGCGCGCUCGCCUUGAGCGUGCGCGUGGGAGCCAGGCAGCGGGAGCAGCAGGAGCGCCAGGUCCAGCGGCUGCAGAACCAAGCAGACGAGCGCGAGACGACUACCUGGGCCCUGGCCUCCGAGCUGCAGCGGCUGCGCGGGGAGCGCGAGUCGGCGGUCGCACAGCUGCGCUCCACACAGGCCGCCCUGCGGCAGACUCUGGUCGAGUGUGACGUGCUUCGUGGGCGGCUGCUCCAGGUGGAGAGGGCCUCCUGGGUCGUGCCGCUGGCCCGCGAGAGAGUGCCUGGGCCUCCGGCCGAGCCACUUGGGGCCAUAGCAUGGCCCCGGAAUGCAGAUGUGGUGGCCGGGGAGCUGCGCAGCAGGCUGUAUUUUGAGGCCCGGGUGCCGGCCCCGGUGGCUGUCCUUUACGUGCCGGGACCCCCGAGUCCCUGGGCUCAGGCCGUACAGCCCGCUCUGCCAGUGCCCGUGCGGUACUUGCUUCCGUUCCGUGCCCCGUUCCCCGUGGGAUUCCCCGUCUCGCCACCUCUGCCGCCAGUAGUAGUCAUGGAUGCAGAAGCUGCAGUAGUUCCACAUCAGAUGCCUCCUCUGGGGAUCGGGCCACCUGGUCCACGUGCUGCAGUGGGCUACCAAGAGGGGAUGGUCCCACGGUCGGACCAGAGGAGCUGCAGCCAGGCGGAAGGUCCUGCGAUCCUCCAGAGUGUAGUCCCCCUGAGGGACAUCAGAAGCCUUAGCCAAGAAGGUCCGCAGAGGCCUCAGGGGAUGGUUCCUGUCAGAGAUAGCUGGAGCCAGAGCCAGAGCCAGGAAGAAGAUCCAGAGAACACCCAAGAAGUGGUCCCCCUUGGGGAUAGCUGGAGCCACAGCCAGCAAGAAGAUCCAGAGAGAGCCCAGGGGACGGUUCCUAUCGGGGAGAGCAGGAGCCACAACCAGGAGGAAGGUCCAGAGAGGGCCCAGGGGGUGGUUCCUGCUGGGGACAGCGGGAGCCAGAGCCAGGAAGAAGGUCCAGAGUGGGCCAAAGGAAUGGCCACCCUUGGGGAUGGCUGGAGCCAGAGCCAGGAAGACCGUGCAAAGAGGGCCUGGGGGAUGGUUCCCGUCGGGGAGAGCUGGAGCCACAGCCAGCAAGAAGAUCAAGAGGUGCUCCGGGGGGUGGUCCCCCUUGGGGAGAGCUGGACCCAGAGUCAGCGAGAAGGUCCAGAGAACCCCCAAGGAACGGUCACCCUUUGGGGUAGCUGGAGCCAGAGCCGGGAAGAAGGUCCAGGGUGGGCCCAAGGAAUGGUUCCUGUUGGGGAUAGCUGGAGCCACAGCCAAGAAGAAGAUCGAGAGAUGCCCCAGGGGGUGGUACUUCUUAGGGAUAGUUGGAGCCUCAGCCAGGAGGAUGUUCUAGAGAGGCCUCAGGGGAUGGUCUCCUUUGGGGAUAGCUGGAGCCAGAGCUGGAAAGAGGGUUCGGAGAGGCCUCGGGGGGUGGUACUCCUUAAAGAUAACCAGGGCCAGAGCCAGGAAGAAGGUCCAGAGAAUCCUCAGGAGAUGGUUCUCUUUGGGGAUAGUUGGAGUUUCAGCCAGGAAGAAGGGCCAGCAAAGGCCCAGGGGAUGGUCCCCUUUGGGGGUAUCUGGGGCCUCAGCCAGGAAGAAGGUUUGGGGCGAUCCCAGGAGAUGGUUACCUUUGGUGCCAGCAGGAUGAAUAUCUGGGAAGAAGAUCCAGAGAGGCCCCAGGAGAUGGGGGCCAGUGGGAGACACAACCAGGAAGAAGAUCCAAAGAGGCCUCAAGUGAUGGUGCCCCUGGGGGCCAGUAGGGACCACAGCCAGGAAGAAGGUCCAAAAAGACCUCAAGGGAUGCCCCCCCUUGUUGCCAGCAGAAGCAGUAGCCACGAAGAAGAUCCAGAGAGGCCUCAGGAGAUGCUCUCCUUGGGGGCCAGCGGGAACUACAGCCAAGAAGAAGGUCCAAGAAGACCCCAGGGGACGGGGGACAGAAGACGCCAUGGCCAGCAAGAAAGUCCAAAGAGGUACCCCCCGGGGUUUAGGAGGAGCCACAGCCUGGAAGAAGGUCUACAGAGGCCCCAGGCGACCCCCCAGGGGGACAGCUGGAGCUGUGGUGUGAGGGAAAGCCCAAUGAAACAGCAGCCUCAGGGGCAGAAGGCCAAGCAACCAAAAGGGAAAAAAGCUCUGGGUUUCCUGCACCAGGAGAAGUCUGCCUCAGGCUGCGGCCCAGAGAGUUGGGAGUGCCCAUGGUGUAAAGCCAUGAAUUUUUCAUGGCACAAGGCCUGCUAUAAGUGCAAGGAAGGCUGUGUGGAAGUUGAGAGUGGAGGCCCGGACCCAGGACCAACUCACUGA